GUGAGACUAGCAAAAGUUAAACUGACAUCCAAGCGAGAGACUGCGAACAGCGAAAUGGCGAAUAGGGAACUGCAGCUGAAUUCGGGCAUGAGGUGCGCCAAGUACAUGCUCAUCAUCGUGAGCUUCAUGUUUGCGCUGACCGCCAUCCUCCUGAUUAUGGUGGGAACUACGAUCCAGACCAUCUUCGGCGACUUCAGCCUCUUCAUCGAUGGACACUUCUCGUCGCCACCGGCACUCCUCAUUGCCAUCGGAUUCAUUCUGAUCGCAGUGGCCACCCUGGGGGCCUAUGGAGCCGUCAAGGAGAGUGUGAUGGUCAUUAAUCUGUACGGAGUGUGCCUGUUCCUGGUGUUCAUCCUCGAGGUUUCUGCCGCCAUCGCCGCCUUCGUGAUGCAAUCGCAGGUGAGGGGCAUGCUGAUCCGAACCAUGAACCAAGCCCUGGCUGAGUACGAGCACGAUCCCUACGUGGAAUCUGGAGUGGACUUCAUGCAAUCUAUGCUUGAGUGCUGCGGAGUUAAUGAGCCGGAGGACUGGAAGGACUACCUAUCCGCCAAUGUGAACAUCACUCUGGGAGUCGAUGACGUGGUGGUGCCCAACUCAUGCUGCGGCAACCAACCCAAAAGUCUGAACGACUCCACCCAGAUGACCUGUAUGGAGACCUACGACUACGGCUGCUUCCGCAAGAUGAACUUCAUUGUGUCGCAGAGCGCCAUGCUGAUUGCCACCGGAGCCACCACUGUGGCCUUUGUCCAGCUCCUCGGCGUCCUCUGCGCCUUCAUGCUGGCCAAGACGCUGCGCCGCAACAAGUCCAUCCGCGAGGCCCGCCGCUGGCAGCUGCAGCAGAGCCUCGGCGUCCUCAUCUCCGGCGGAAAGAUGGCUCCGCCCCAGAAUUCCGCUGUCACCGGCUAUCAGCAGUUGGACAACGGAGAGCAGGGCUCCCACGAACCCUACACCUACACGCCCCAGAGUCCCAGCGUUAACUAGGCGGCGACAUCGAUCAAAGCCAUAUUUAUACCGUAUAGCAUUCCCAAAGAGAUCCCCUUGUAAAUGUAACUCUUUAAUUUGUUAACUAAACAUAUAGUAAAACGAAAUAAACGCGGUAGUCCUAUACUACCUGCUAAAAGGUA
Messenger RNA from Drosophila sechellia, 1124 nucleotides. It is a transcript of the gene Tsp29Fb, whose product is annotated as Tetraspanin 29Fb. The record is from RefSeq and is a predicted model, not a curated record. The transcript has 5 exons. Lineage: Eukaryota; Metazoa; Arthropoda; Insecta; Diptera; Drosophilidae. The coding region runs from base 55 to 981 and encodes 308 amino acids. Gene Ontology annotation, cellular component: plasma membrane.